GGAAAACUGAAGACGAACCGGAAGUUAUACCGUUUUGCGUAACAGUAGUGUUUACUCUCGGUUGAGGGUUGUAUUUCAUUGUUUAUUCUUUUGUAGUUUGCUUUCAGUUUUAAAUAGGAUUCGUUAAAAUAUAGUUUGUAGAACAGAGAAGUAGUUAAACACUUUUGUUGUAACUGGAAUUUAUUCCGAAUGAAAACUUAGCUAACGCUUGCUAACCAGAGAGCUGCGUUAUCAGGAGUCACUGAUUAGCUACACGACUAGCUUUAGGAUUCGUAAUAGGGUAUAUAUUUCUAUAUAAAAGUAGUUUGAAGGUUUAGCUAUUCGUGUACGUUGUGUUUGGUGGUGUGAGGAUGGAGGAGACUGCGGUGUGUGUGAAGCCAGACAACGCCGUGGCUGUGAGAAAACCACAGCAGGAGCCGAGAAAGCCGAAUAAGAACAUCUUGGAUGAGGAUGAAUAUAUCGAGAGCCUGGAGAAGAUCAUUCAGAGGGACUUCUUCCCGGAUGUCAGUAAGCUGCGAGCACAGAAAGAUUACCUGGAGGCUGAGGAGAACGGAGACCUGCAGAGAAUGAGGGAGAUUGCCAUCAAAUACGGCUCAGCCAUGGCCAAAUACACCCCACGCACUUACGUCCCCUAUGUGACACCGUCGUCAUUUGAGACUCCUGAUAGUCACGCCGCUUCUCCAUCCACUUCACAAAGUAAAUCCAGGACAGGCAGAGACACUGAACUUGGAGGUAAAGACGGCGGAAAAGAGGAGAAGGAGUUGCCGUCUCUGGACCAUUUCCUUUCAAAGAACACGAGUGAGGAUAACGCAUCAUUCGAACAGAUUAUGGAUUUGGCCCAGGAUAAGGAGAAGCUGAAGAACGCCUGGCUUUAUGAGGCUGAGAAUGAGUUCAGACAGCGGCGAGAGGAAAAUCUGGCUCUGCCGUCAUCAGAGAUUCAGGCUCUGGAGUGUGUGAAAGCUGGAGUAGAGACGUGGGAGUACACGGCCAGAAACGCCCUCAUGUACUACCCUGAAGGCGUGAAAGACGACACAGUGUUUAAGAAGCCGAGAGAAGUUUUGUACAAAAACACACGCUUUGACGUGGACCCAUUCUGUAAAGCCCUCAAUAAAUCACAGAUCCAACAGGCUGCUGCUCUCAAUGCACAGUUUAAAUUAGGAAAGGUCGGACCAGACGGGAAAGAGCUGCUGCCACACGAGUCUCCUAAAGUCAACGGCUAUGGCUUCGAGGGAGCGCCCUCGCCUGCACCAGGAGUGUGUGAGUCUCCCUUGAUGACAUGGGGAGAGAUUGAGGACACACCCUUCAGACUGGACGGUUCAGACACUCCACUCAUAGAGAGGAGCCAUGGCCCAGCAUUUAAGAUUCCUGAGCCAGGACGCAGAGAGAGGCUCGGGCUGAAAAUGGCCAACGAAGUGGCAGCCAAAAACAGAGCAAAGAAACAGGAAGCUCUUCGUAAAGUCACUGAAAAUCUCGCCAGUUUGACUCCAAAAGGUUUGAGUCCGGCUGCUCUGUCUCCAGCUCUGCAGCGCCUCGUCAACCGGUCAUCCAGCAAGUACACCGAUAAAGCUCUACGUGACAGCUAUACCCCUUCACCCUCUCACAGAGCAUCAGGCUCCAAAACUCCUCUCACACCCUCACGCUCCUUACACACCCCCACGCCAGGCAAAACCCGCACACCCGCCUCACAUGACCCCGCCUCCAUCACAGACAAUCUGCUACAGCUACCAAAGAGGAGAAAGGCAUCUGACUACUUCUGAGGACACCACUAAAGGCACAAAGGGCAACAAACACACAAAAACUUUCUCCUGCUUUGGAAUUUCUGGUCUUUAUUUGCAGGCAGAGAUUCCCAUAGCCUUUAAAACUUGCUACUUCAUCAGUUAAAGGCGUAAUGAUGAUUAAAGUCGUUUUUUGUACAGUUUAUCAAAAUGGCCAUUCUUUUAUUCUUGAUAUUUUUAAACUGUGGUUAACUAGUGGUGUAAAUAUGAAUAUUUCUGGAGCAACAGAAUGAGUUAGAAUAACAUUCAUGUAGGGUCUGCACUCUUUUAUGGCCAAUAUAAAAUUCUCCCUGGCUCUUUUCAAACAUAAACAGAUUAUUUAUGGACUGUGUA
Molecule: messenger RNA, 2108 nt
Organism: Pangasianodon hypophthalmus (striped catfish)
Lineage: Eukaryota; Metazoa; Chordata; Actinopteri; Siluriformes; Pangasiidae
Gene: ess2
Product: ess-2 splicing factor homolog
Exons: 10
Coding region: 351-1757 (468 amino acids)
Cellular component (GO): catalytic step 2 spliceosome
Source: RefSeq, a predicted model, not a curated record